Gossypium raimondii (Peruvian cotton) is the source of this 1931-nucleotide messenger RNA. RefSeq names its product blue-light photoreceptor PHR2. The record is from RefSeq and is a predicted model, not a curated record. Gene Ontology annotation, molecular function: FAD binding; DNA binding. The coding region runs from base 206 to 1600 and encodes 464 amino acids. Lineage: Eukaryota; Viridiplantae; Streptophyta; Magnoliopsida; Malvales; Malvaceae. Gene Ontology annotation, biological process: photoreactive repair. The transcript is spliced from 4 exons.
GUGUAGUGGGUGGUGGGAGGAGUGAAGCACAAAUAUAGAAUCACCCAACAAAAACAAAUUUGAAUACUAAAUGCAAAGGGCAAAGGGCAAAGGGAAAAGGCGACAAAGAGUAGAGUUGUUAGAUAUAACAAGAUAAUAAAACCUUCAAGUCACCACUCACCACCCACCAAGCCCAGCUUUCUUAUCUUCACCGGAAAACAUCAUCAUGGAUUCCAAUCCCCAGUCUUGUGAAAACCCUGAAAUCAAAUCAACCGAGGAGCAAACCCAAAACCAAUAUCAAGUUUCUCAAUCCCCAUUUGCUACUGCAUCUCUUUCUUUAUCUUCCUUGCCCCCAACCCUACCUACCCAGUUUUUCAUCCAACCCAAAAUCUUAUCUUUAUUCUCUGCUCAAUCUCCCUCCAAAGUUAAAGUUCCAACUCAAGCUUCGUCUCUUUCUCAUCUCUCCCUUUCUUCAACUUCCCCUUCCCCUUCCCCUUCCAAACUUUCCUUCAAAUCCACCUUUGCCAAUAACCCUCUCCAGUCCCCUCUCUCCUUAGGUCCGCGCCGCCCUCUCGACCCCUCCAAUGGCGCCGCAAUUCGUCGAGCUUCCAUCGUUUGGUUCCGCAACGAUUUACGGGUCCACGACAACGAGUGUCUCAACACCGCCAACAAUGAGUCCAUGUCGGUUUUGCCGGUUUACUGUUUUGACCCUCGAGAUUACGGGAAAUCCUCAUCUGGGUUCGACAAAACCGGUCCUUACAGAGCCACAUUCUUGAUUGAAUCGGUUUCGGAUCUUCGGAAGAAUCUGCAAGCACGAGGGUCGGAUCUUGUGGUUCGGAUUGGGAAGCCGGAGUGUGUUUUGGUUGAGUUAGCUAAAGCUAUCGGGGCCGACGCUGUCUAUGCUCAUAGAGAAGUUUCUCAUGAUGAGGUUAAGGCUGAGGAAAAGAUUGAGUCUGCCAUGAAAGAAGAGGGUGUUGAAGUUAAGUACUUUUGGGGAAGUACUUUGUUCCAUGUUGAUGAUUUGCCGUUUAAAUUGGAAGAUAUGCCUUCCAAUUAUGGUGGAUUUAGGGAUAAAGUUAACGGUUUGGAGAUAAGGAAGACGAUUGAAUCAUUGGACCAAAUGAAAGGGAUGCCUUCUAGAGGUGAUGUGGAGACUGGAGAUAUUCCUUCAUUGACGGAUCUGGGACUUAACACUGCUGCCACAAUGGCUCAGGAUGGCAGGCCAUCUGUUAGUGCUUCUAUGGCUGGUGGCGAGAAUGAAGCAUUGCAAAGGCUUAAAAAGUUUGCAGCUGAGUGUAAAGCACAGCCAUACAAGGGGAGCAAGGAUGGUAGCCAAGAAACCAUAUAUGGUGCUAACUUUUCUUGCAAAAUAUCACCAUGGCUAGCUAUGGGAUGCUUAUCUCCCCGGUUCAUGUUUGAUGAACUAAAGAAAACUGCAAAUAGGACCGUUUCUGCUACCUCAAAGAAAAAUGAUGGGGGCAGUGGCUCACCUGAUACUCAAAUGAACUGGCUGAUGUUCGAGUUGUUGUGGAGGGAUUUCUUCAGAUUCAUCACCAAGAAAUACAGCAGUGCAAAAGUUGGAACUGCUCCUGCCACAGCAUGUACAGGUGCCCUUGCUUAAUCAAAGAAUAUGUGGUGGUUUUGAGGUUUGAGGAUUGUUGUCAGUUCUUAAAAGAAUGGAGUUUCAAUUUGCAUUGCGUAGCUGUUUGAUGGUAGAAUAGGUUGCUCAAAAGGCACCCACUUACUCCUUGUUGAGCUCUUGUUCUUGUCGCCUAAUAAAUUUCUUUAAUAUCCUAAAUUUGUCUUGGUUCUCCAGCUUUGUAACCGUUAUGGCCGUUUCUCCAUUGUUUAAUGGAAAUUAGCCAAGUUCGGGUUGGUUUUAGAAAAAACUUGUAGCAUUUUUGUAGGUUCCAUCCAUUUUGGUUCAUCGAUUUUUAAGAAUAAUUCUUAUA